UUUUUUUUUUUUUUUUUUUGUGAUAUGAUCACAAAAUACAUAUACAAGGAACAUAUCAGAGAAGCAGAGCUUUUUACUGGAAUUGUAAAUCAUCUUUCAUAAGCACUUUCAUUAACUUCAUGGUCAUUCAGCGUUAUUGACAAACUGCUGUGACCGGGUCCUAAACUGCACUGAACUUGGCCUCGGUUGUGCUCAGAUUGCUUGGCUUUGACCCGAAGAUAGUUAGCUUGAUCUGCUCUUCCUCUGCACAGGGUCCGAUUAGGGUGUUCUUCUUCGACUCGGGAGUGCCGACUAUACGGUACUCUCAGUCAAUCGGUACUCACUAUUUCCUUUGAUAACAGAACAGGCGCUCAUGUUUACUACAAAAGGGGGCACAAAGAAGCAAGAAGAGCAAAAAUCAUGGACUGGACUUGGAGCUUCCCUGUUUGGUCCCUUAUCAUCUUUUCACCAACAUUGCUCCUACUCCUUCUCCUCCACCGGCAUAAGUCCUCCUCCAAUCGGCUUCCUCCAGGACCACCAGGAUGGCCAGUUUUCGGUCACCUGUUCAGUCUUGGAGCCAUGCCACACAGAACCCUUGCAGGGCUCAAAAAACAAUAUGGCCAUGUUAUUUGGCUAAAUCUAGGUUCCAUAAACACCAUGGUGGUCCUAUCGGCUAAGGCCGCCACGGAGUUGUUCAAGAGCCAUGAUCUCUCCUUCGUUGAUCGUACCACCAAGUGCACCAUGCAGUCACAUGGCUACGACAAGGCAUCAUUGGCUCUGGCUCCAUACGGCACUUAUUGGCGGGUGUUGAAGCGGCUAUGCACGGUGGAAAUGUUGGUUAGCAAAAGGAUCAAUGAAACGGUGUCCAUCCGGCGAAAAUGUGUCGAUGACAUGCUGUUGUGGAUAGAAAAGGAGGCUCAUGUAGUGGCGGAAGCGCGUGGUGGGGUUCAUGUGGCACGCUUUGUGUUCCUGACAUCGUUUAACCUGCUUGGGAACCUCAUGUUGUCGCGUGAUUUGGUGGAUCCGCAAUCCAAAGUAGGAUCAGAGUUCCUUUCGGUCAUUACCACCCUAAUGCAGUGGAGCGGUCAUCCAAACAUCUCGGACUUGUUUCCAUGGCUUAGAUGCCUAGACCUGCAGGGUUUGAGAAGGAAGAUGGACAGAGACCUCGGAAAUGCACUGAAAAUAGCUUCCGGGUUUGUGAAGGAGCGCAUGAAAGAAAGGCAGGAGGGCACAGAAAGGAAGAAGGACUUCUUGGAUGUGUUGCUGGAAUUUGACGGCAGUGGAAAAGAUGAACUAUCUAAACUAUCGGAUCACCAAAUCAACACAUUCAUAUUGGAAAUAUUUUUGGCCGGCUCAGAAACGACUAGCAGCACCACAGAAUGGGCAAUGACGGAGCUUCUAUGCAAUCCCAAAUCAAUGAGCAAGGUUAAAGAUGAGCUUGCUAAGGUUGUUGGACCAAACAGGAAAUUCGAAGAGAGUGAUAUUGAGAACCUGCCAUAUUUGCAAGCUGUGGUGAAGGAAACACUGCGUUUACACCCUCCGAUUCCAUUUCUAGUCCCUCGAAAGGCGAUUGAGGACACUGACUUCAUGGGGUAUCACAUACCCAAAAACACACAAGUGUUUGUGAAUGUUUGGGCCAUUGGAAGAGAUGAGGAAUGUUGGGAUGACCCUUUCUCAUUCAAGCCUGAGAGAUUCUUGGGCUCAAAAGUUGAGUACAAGGGGCAACACCAUGAGUUUAUACCGUUUGGUUCUGGGCGAAGGAUGUGUGCAGGUGUUCCGUUAGCUCAUCGCAUGUUGCACCUUGUUUUGGGCUCUUUACUUCAUGAAUUCGAUUGGGAGCUUGAUGGUCAUGUCACUCCUGAGACCAUGGACAUGAAGGACAGGUUGGGAGUGACUGUGCGGAAACUGGAACCACUAAAAGCAGUACCAAGAAAGGGUAAGGUUGAAUAAAGAAACUAUAAUGAUUUUAAAUCCGAAGAGCUUGAAGGAAAUGAAAAAGACAUGGAAGAUUUCAUAUCACUGGUAUACACUAAACUAAAAAUAAUAUGGAGAUUCUUUUGUUCCUCAUUUCCUUUGAACUCUUUGACAUUAAUAUCGUUACUUGUGAAGAAAUUAGCGAUCAUGAAGAGGUUUUAGUUUGCUUGGAAGACUCUUGCGCAUUAGACACUUGAUGCAAGCCUUUUUGUCUCUGCUCUUCGAGUGCAUUAUACUUUUUCUCUAUCUAUUUUUGUUGGAUUUAUUUGCUUAAAUGCAUACGUGUAUGCUUGUAUGUAAAAAUGCUUUGUUUGAUGUCUUCCUAUUUUGAUACAUUUGUAAGCAUAUUCUACUAUAUUAUUAAGACAUUAGGCAAUUUAAUUACAAAUACUGAAUUUUGUGAGUUGGAGAUACUUUGAAGACUCUUGAAUUCCUUUCUAUCCAAAUUUCAUAGACGGAUGCUAGGAGUGCCUGCUUGUUGAUGGCGUUCGCGAUAUUCUUUGAGAACCACUGAUGUGAAGCCCAGAAGAUGAAAUCAUUCCAUGAUGAUCGAGUGUAGAAUCUGCAAGUAUUUUGAAUAUGAGACCACAUCGGAGAUGUGAAUGAACACGAGAAAAAAAGAUAGGUUCAGAAAUUCCUUGGACGAGAGGCACAGAGAGCAGUGGUUAGGUAUAUGUAUGUAGGCCAUGGAUUUGUGGUUGAGGGUGGGUAACUUGAGGACAACCAAUCAUAGGAUGACUUACCAUCUGGGGGAUGCCUGCCAAGUGUAUGAAUGAAUUCCCAAGAGAGGUGGGGGAAGCAAUUGCAGGCUGGGAAGCAUUUGUAGAAUUCGGUUGUAUGGAAUUGGAAUUUGUAA
This is a messenger RNA of Cornus florida, 2809 nucleotides long. Its product is annotated as cytochrome P450 76A2-like. The transcript is spliced from 3 exons. NCBI's taxonomy places the organism in Eukaryota, Viridiplantae, Streptophyta, Magnoliopsida, Cornales, Cornaceae. Gene Ontology annotation, molecular function: oxidoreductase activity, acting on paired donors, with incorporation or reduction of molecular oxygen; monooxygenase activity; iron ion binding. Bases 400 to 1929 code for a protein of 509 amino acids. The record is from RefSeq and is a predicted model, not a curated record.